This is a messenger RNA of Arabis nemorensis, 201 nucleotides long. The record is from the annotation of a GenBank genome assembly. Lineage: Eukaryota; Viridiplantae; Streptophyta; Magnoliopsida; Brassicales; Brassicaceae.
AUGUCGUCGAGGAAUUCCGUCGCCGGUUUCGCUUUAUUCACUUUCGUUUUCGCCGUCAUUUCGUCUCUCGCCGGUGCUCAAACGCUAGCUCCUGCUCCUGCUCCCACCAGCGAUGAUUCCGCGAACAUCGAUCGAUCAAGGGAUUGCGUAUUUGCUAAUGGUGGUGGCUUUAGUGUUGACUUACCUAAUCCAUCCACUUGA